CUCUCUUUUUCUCUCCCUCACUGUGCAAAAGACUUUCAAAUCCCUACUAAUAUCUCCAACCAAUGUACAUUUUUUAAUAGUUUUUCUCUCCAACCAAACACAGAACUCUCAAGUCUCAUCUCCCAAACCUCUGAAUGAAGUCUAAACCUUCCUAAUUCUCUCACACUUUCUCUCUCUCUUUCCCGAGAAAAAAAAGUUCACACGUUACGGUCUCAGGCUCUUCAAUCGCCGGCAACAAUGUCGGACUCCGGCGAAUACGCACCCUCCGGCAACUCUAUCCCCGAUAAGCUCACCUCCAAAACCUCAUUCCUCAGCUUGAAACUCUACAUCGUGAUAGGGAUCCUCUUGCUCUGCGCAGUCUCAGUCUUCGUAGCGAUCUUUCUCUUCAUUCGCUUGAAGAAGAAUUCCCGAAACCGCAUAGUCAAAAUGCGCGUGAAGCACAGCUCGGGGCUAAUCCCGCUGGUCUCCAAGGAGAUCGUGGAGAUCAAGGCGCUGGAUCGAAACGUAAAUUCGGAGAAAGCCGAGGUCAAAAUCGGAAACAAGGAUUUCAAAGAGCUAGAGGAGAUUAAAAUUGAAGUUGACGAAAUUGUUAAAGGAGGCAAAGGAGGAGGAGGAGGUGAAAAGAGCGGAGAGAGUGACGCGUCCGGCGGUAGCCGGAGUGACGCGUCGGUGGAGGCCGAGAAUAUCGGGUGGGGCCGAUGGUACACCUUGAAGGAGCUCGAGGUUGCGACACGUGGAUUCGCCGAAGACAACAUCAUCGGAGAAGGUGGUUACGGCGUCGUUUACAGAGGCGUCGUCAACGACGGGUCGGUUGUCGCCGUCAAAAACCUUCUUAACAACAAGGGUCAGGCAGAAAAGGAGUUCAAGGUGGAAGUUGAAGCCAUAGGGAAAGUAAGGCAUAAGAACUUGGUAGGUCUAGUCGGCUAUUGUGCAGAAGGUGCUCAAAGGAUGCUCGUGUAUGAGUAUGUUGACAAUGGCAAUUUGGAGCAAUGGUUGCAUGGUGAUGUAGGCCCAGUUAGUCCUCUGACCUGGGAUAUUCGAAUGAAGAUUGCCAUUGGAACUGCAAAAGGGCUAGCCUAUUUGCAUGAAGGAUUAGAACCCAAAGUUGUGCACCGUGAUGUAAAAUCCAGUAAUAUUCUCCUAGAUAGAAAGUGGAUCCCAAAAGUGUCAGACUUUGGACUGGCCAAGCUCUUAGGAUCUGAAGCAAGCUAUGUGACUACUCGUGUUAUGGGGACCUUUGGAUAUGUCUCUCCCGAGUAUGCAAGCACGGGUAUGCUUAAUGAGGGGAGUGAUGUGUAUAGUUUUGGGAUUUUACUCAUGGAGAUAAUUACAGGAAGAAGUCCAAUUGAUUAUUCCAGGCCAGCUGGGGAGAUGAACUUGGUGGACUGGUUUAAAGGGAUGGUAGCAAGUCGUCGUGGAGAAGAGCUUGUGGACCCCCUGAUUGAGGUUCAGCCCUCUCCCAGAGCUUUAAAGCGUGCAUUGCUGAUUUGUCUUCGCUGUAUAGACUUGGAUGCCAAUAAGCGUCCAAAGAUGGGGCAAAUUGUUCAUAUGCUUGAGGCAGAUGACUUCCCUUUUCGUUCAGAACUCCGAUCAGCCCGGGAGAAAGAUCCCCACCCCUCCCGUGCAGAUAAUGUGUCCGCUAAAAUUACAUAUCCAUCCAAGAAUGGUGGGGAUGGUGAUAGAUGGAGAUGAUCAUUGAUUGCCUAUAGAAGACAUGGUGUAGUCCCUGAGAAUGCUCCAAAACUUGGUUACUCAGCACUUAAACAUAUGAUCACAACGCGAUGCAGCUUUUACGCUGUCACCAACAUUGCAGGACUGCAAUCAGUGGUGGAGGGGAGAGGGUAUACUUCAUGCAUCGGUUAUAGGCGUAUUCCGCUCUCACAGCUUAUGGGUUACUGUGUGAGGAAGGACACAUAAUCCGAUGCAUAAGAUGAUUAUUUUCUUUUGUGUGAAAACAUAAGAUAAUUACUUAAUGGCUCCCUUUAGG
Molecule: messenger RNA, 1987 nt
Organism: Quercus robur (English oak)
Lineage: Eukaryota; Viridiplantae; Streptophyta; Magnoliopsida; Fagales; Fagaceae
Product: probable receptor-like serine/threonine-protein kinase At4g34500
Exons: 8
Coding region: 238-1692 (484 amino acids)
Biological process (GO): protein phosphorylation
Molecular function (GO): ATP binding; protein kinase activity
Source: RefSeq, a predicted model, not a curated record